Molecule: messenger RNA, 5165 nt
Organism: Aspergillus wentii DTO 134E9
Lineage: Eukaryota; Fungi; Ascomycota; Eurotiomycetes; Eurotiales; Aspergillaceae
Product: LipA and NB-ARC domain protein
Exons: 5
Coding region: 297-4757 (1486 amino acids)
Molecular function (GO): ADP binding
Source: RefSeq, a predicted model, not a curated record
GCCUGUCAUCUGGCCUUUUCAUCCCCUCCCCCGAUCGUCCCCUCCAUCCUCCCUCAUAAAUACCCUUCCCUGUCUCCCUCCCCCCUCCAUCUUCUUCUAGCGUUCUUUUUGUCUUGUCCUGUCUGUCCCAUCGCGGUUUCUUUCUUUGAUCUGAGGAACCGGUCUUAAUCUGAAAAAAAUAAUUCAAAACAACACAAAAAAAAAAAACACAAUAAUCAUUCAGAGUUACUCUUGUGCCAUGACCUAGUCGCACUUGCUCUUACACUUGAUACACCGUUUGAUCCAAGUAUCAAGAUAUGUCCAUGUCCGAUCUUGCCUCCAAAGUCAAGCAGUUCGGCCUGACGCAAGUCUACUGCUCCGUCCAAAAGCCUCUCGUUGAUAUCGUCUUUGUCCAUGGAUUAAACGGGAACCCGUACAACAGCUGGACGAGCAAGUCCACGGGCACCUUUUGGCCCGCGGAUCUCUUGCCAGAGGUUCUCGAUGUCAACGAGGUCAGAGUCAGGGUUUUGACGUAUGGUUACAAUGCCAAUGUUCAUUCUUUUACCGAUGGUGCUUCCAAAGAUCGUAUCCACAACCAUGCUGAGACUCUUGCCUCUGGGCUUGCAGCCAACCGAAAUCUUCGAGGAUGCUCUGACCGCCCCAUUAUCUUCGUCUGUCAUUCACUGGGAGGCUUGGUUGUGAAACGAGCCCUGAUCUACUGCCGAAGUGUGUCAAAUGAAAAGAUCGAGCAUCUCAGGUCUAUCUUCGUCUCAACGUACGGCAUUCUUUUCCUGGGUACUCCUCACAAUGGAUCUGAUGUUGCAAAAUGGGGACUGUUACUGCAAAACAUCUGCAGCGCUGUCAUGCCAAAGAAGUUCAUGGAGUCCUCUCCGCAGCUUGUCGAGGCUCUCCGUUCAAACAACGAGACCCUUCAGAACAUCAACAGCCUCUUCGCUGAUGUUAUGGGAAGAUUCCAUAUCUAUUUCUUUCACGAAACCCGAUCCACGGAUGUCAAGGGUACCCGUGAAUUGAUUGUGGACGAGAGCUCGGCGGCGCCCUAUGCAGAGGGUACAGAACGUAUGGGUAUCGAGGCGGACCAUAGUCAUAUGUGCAAGUUUGAUGAUGAGAAUUCUCCUGGAUAUGAGGCGGUGGCGGAGGCUCUUCUGAGAUAUUCCCGGGAUGCCCCUGAUAUGAUCGCGGAUCGAUGGGUUGAGGAGAAGAGGACCCGGUUAGUGAUGAGGCAAGCCAAGGCAAGCGAGAUAUUCCAUGAACAACGGGUAGAUGGACCAAUGAUAAACGUACCAGAUCGCCCCUCAAUGAUUGGUACUCUAUCUCCACCGGAUCGAAUGACUGCAAGUCUCCCAGACCCGCGUGUCCUAGCAAUUGAACCUCCCCCGAACGAACCACCCUCGCACAUCGAACCUCUGCUUGUUGCACCACCAGGCUUUCAUCCCAAUGCGACUUUUGUUGGGAUGCAAAAAGAGCUCGAUAUAUUACAUGCCCGGUUAUUCAAAGCGAAAAAGCGCGCUGAGCGCCUCGUCGCUGUUCUCAUCUGCGGUGUCCCAGGAUCAGGAAAGUCCCACCUUGCCCGGCAGUACGUCUGGACCUAUCGUGAAAACUAUCCCGGAGGUAUAUUCUGGGUUGAUUCCAAGUCUCGCGAAUCGAUAUCUAAAUGCUUUUGGGACAUUGCGCAAGCGGCCACCUUGACUGAUGGUGGAGAAUUUCAGCAUCCCGACUCCAAGGCACCCCAGAAGUAUGUGGAGGUAGUUCGCAACUGGUUUCAGGCACGGGAAGAAUGGCUUCUUGUCUUUGACGGGAUCACCUUUAACCAUGAUGGUGACCUCAAUCAUUUCAAGCAGUUUCUUCCAUUCAACAAGAAAUGUAGCAUCAUUUACACAUCCGUUGACAAAACUCUCAGAAAGAAACAACGGCUGUAUGAGCCAUACUGUCUUGUGGUCCCCUCUCUAACGGUUGAAGAUGCAUGCAAGCUUCUAUUCAAGGAUUUGGCCAUCAAGACACCUACCAGGGAACAGGCCCGUAAGGCUACUGACUUGGUCAAUCACUAUGAAGGCUUACCUUUGGCAAUUCAUGCCAUCAGCCAUCGCCUUAGUGCGACUUCCAAGCCAAUUGAAAAAUAUCAUAUCAACUCCCACUUGACAGAUGAGAAACUUGCGGAGCCAUUUUUGGGGAUCAUGCACGAUCUCUUUCGGUUGGAACACCAUCAAGCAUUGAACCUAAUCAACCUUUUGUCCUUCUUCGGCCACCAUGUACCCGUUGGUAUGUUGCUUCUAGGUAAAGCGGCCUUGGAGACAUGGAAUAUGGAUAUCCUGGCCAGCAGCCGACCUGGGGAGCGUGGUGAGAUCGAUACAACACUGGGGAUUCUCAUCCGAUAUGGUCUUAUCGAAAGAACCACCGACACCUACUCCCUGCCACAGACAAGUUUCUCGCAAAAGUCCGAUGGAGACGACACGGUAGAUAUGAAAGCCAUUAUCCCGGAUUUAUCCGAGUCACAGACCGAGAGCAGCCAGGAUGCAUUCUUUGCCGUCUACCAGAAUUCUGGCACUAUCGAUGUGAUCAAAAUCCAUGGCGUUGUCCAAGGCUUUUGUCGGGAUGAGCUCAAGAUCAUGGACGAGGAGAGAAAGGCCACUAAAAGACCCUCUGGUGACACCGGAUUUUACGAUUCAUGGCUGCUUGUUGCAACCCGAGUGUUUUGCAAGUCCUAUGAGAAUGCAAAGCAUAAGAUGCAGUGUUCCGAUGAUCGUGGAUUGGUUAGAGAUUAUCGAGAGUACGAGACUCACGCAUGCAGGUUGCUUCAGAACUUUCCCAAGAAAUCAACAGCAUCGAGCUUGGUGCGCGAAGCUCGCGACGAUCUGAGACAAGUGAUAAAAAGCAUUGGCAAGGAAAUCGAAAACAUCUCCCCCAGCUCCUCUCAGGAAUCCCUCCAAAAACACAGAUCUGUCUUUGACCGAACAAGUAGCUCGUCUUCAUCGGUUCCCGGGUCAUCGGCAGACGAGGCACCCUCGCGACAAUUGACCUGGGAUUUCAAUGAUGAGGAUUCUCCCAAAGUUGAAUCACCACAACAGGAAAUUCCAGUGUCACAGCAACACUUUAACCUGCGGCCAUUCCCUCCCCAUAUAUAUCGAGAGUCUAGUCUGAUUGGCUAUGAGGCCGACGAAGAGCCUGGGGCUUUUGUUCGGACCUCUCCGGCGCUUUCACAAAUGAGCCAGGUAACAGAAAAGCCCAUUCCAGCCCAAGAACCAGAUCUGCCUCAUUUGGGGGAUGAGCGGGAUUGGAAGCUUGUCCCACCAAAGCCUCGAUCAACCAAAGGAAGGCAGUCGAAAAGGAGAUCCAAAUUCCCCCGCAACAUCCAUGGUCCUGAGCCCGCGGCCCCUAUUCUCCAUGUAUCUCCAGUGGAAGGAAGAAGUGCGUCAAGCGGGUCUUUGGGCAAAGGCCGAAGGGGUUCCCAGGUUUCGGCGACCGAAUCACUCGCUGCUAUGCAUGCAGCUAGUCCACCACUAUCUCGCGGAGGAAGUGGUCAUACGGUGAGCACAGUGAAUACAGAAACCACUCAGCCACCGUCGGACAAAGAAAAUGUUCCUACCUAUGCUACUGUAGCAGCCAAGCGCGCACAUGAGAUAGCAGCAGCGGCGAAACCACGAUCAUCAUCGACGCCUGGUGGUCGACACCGUCCAACAUUCCUGCAAUUGCAGAGCAAGUCUUCUACCGAGUCCCUGCGAAGUCGAGCCAGUAAUGCCCAGGCGUCGCCGCUUGCCAGCGAGUUCAGACCAGAUCAGAUGAGCCAGUCGACUUAUAGCGAGCCCAGUCAAAACAUUCUUGCGCAUAGAUUAAACGCUUUGGAUCUGCGGACAAGUCAAGGUAGUCAAGUACAUUCACAUCAUCUUUUACAUCACCCUUCUGCCAUGAGACACUCGGAACCUGUAAGAGACAUGUCUGCAAGCACGCCGUCUAUUCUCACAUAUGUUCCACAGCUUCCACAGCUCCCAUAUGACAACAACAUUGAAAUCACGGUUUCACGAAGAUUAAGCGCUGCCAGUCGAAAAAAUGCUGCUGCUGCUGUUGCUGCUCAAGCGGCACACAACCUUGGCUCGGUCACUCAUCCAUCUGCAAUCAUGCCAGGAGUCUCUCCGCCCCCAUCAAUGACACCUGAUGUGCCCGGUGGUUACGCAUCUGAACCAGCUCCCGAGCCAAUGACACGAAAUCCUUCGGGGCAGUCUCACCAGUCCUGGUCAACAGAGCCAGUCCGAUAUCCACCACCAAGAUUCUCACCCAUGCCCCCUCCCAACACCGGCAUUGCGCAGGCCGCACUGCCAACCGCACUCCCACAAAUCAUUCCUCAGCAACAUACUAUUUCAGGAACUGGGGGCUGGAUAGGAGAUAUACAACCGCAGCAGGCUAUGGGCAGUGCUAUUCAACCCGAUACUAGCUAUGCCGCGCAAACCAUGUUGAGAUCAAGCGUCCCGUUGGAUAACCAUCUAAAGGGCCUGGACUAUGGCUUGGAACCCGAACCCGCGCCGACAUUGCACUUUGGCGGACAUCAAGUGGAUGUGCGUGAUGCUCAACAGAGACUGUUUGGGCUUGGCCGGUUUCACGCACCGCGACAGGUCCCAGCAUAUCAACUAUAUCAUCCGAACCUCUCGGGGCCGUUAAUCCAGCACGAAGUGGCAGUUCCAUCGCCUGAGACGUACGCCGUGCGUGCGCGGAGCGGCAGUUCCCCCUCUCCACCUGUGUUUGACGGGUUAGGGUUGCAUUUAGGAUGAUGUGUUUGAUGCUUUUUUCGUUCUUUCUUUUUCUUUUUUGUUUUUGUUUUUCGUCAUCUGCUUGAGGCAGAUGGUUUUUCUCUAGACGUCAUGCAUGCAUACAGUGGAAAUUGGCGUUGACGGUUUGCAUUCGAGGGUGUUCAUUGUCCAAGGAUAUGAGAGCAUGCAGACAUGGAGUUUUUAUUGGGUUUGAUUCGGCUACGAAAUAAUGUUUGAUAGUUUUUUCUUUCUUUAUCUCUUUUUCAUAUUCCAAGAACAAGGAUAUCCAAAUCUUUUGGAGCAAAGGCACCGCUGCAGUAAAUAAUACCCAACAUCUACAUCAUGAACCAGAUUGACGAGGCCAAAACAAGGACAGCCUUGUAACAACCAUGGUAACCAACAGAUCAAUGACUUUAUAUGCAAAAUAAC